AUGGCUGCAGUGGAAUUGCAAGAAACCUCGAGACUAAUCAAUUACUACCUUGACUUCCUUGCUUCUGAAAAAGCACAGCGCGCAGCUGCCUAUCAACCUACUCCUUGGGAAUUACUCUCUCCUCAAGAACAACGCGCUCGUGCCCUCGCACGCGUCCAACUCAACGAAGAAAAAAGAAUCGACAACCUGUUUGCCUGGAAUUCCCUCAAACGCGAACACAAGAACAGACGACGCGAGAUUUUAGCAGAACUCAAAGCAAAAAGACUCAAUAAAAUGUCUAUUACUUCCAACUCAAGCGCUGCGUCUACCCCAGUCGCUGAAACCGCAGCUAACAGCCCCAUUACGAAUCAAAUAACCCCGACUUGCACGGCCCCCUUCCCCCAGCCUCGCGACCAAGGCGUAGCAAAUCAGCUGGAGGAACGGGUCAACCGCCUCAAGCUGAUUACGAUCCAAAAAAAGCUAGCACCUGUCUCAGUCGCGAGAGCGACGGAGGAGAUAUUGGUCGAGAGAGGCUCAACCACGGCCACCCCGGCUCGAGCUACGAGUCCGAGCGCCGCGACUAUACCAAAGACCCCAAGGAACUUGGUCCCAGCGAUAGCUCCUGCGACUACAGUCCAAGAUCACAUGGACUUGGAUCAAGCGGUGCAAAACACGCCAGUCCAGAACACGAAUCCAGUGACCACAGCUUCGGAAGCGAUGGACGUGGAUCCAGAAGCUUCAACCUCUUCGGUGGAUAUCCAGCUACUCCGCAAAUUGCCGGAGAAGCAAGUGUUAUCCAAGGAAGAAAGGAUCAAACACCUUGUGAAAGAGCAUAUACACCUCUGGAAGAGGUGCACAGUAGCCCAACAGUCCGGCGCGAUGGAAGAUCUCAAGAUACUUCUCCAUCAAGCGCAAGACAGUCAAAAGGUUCUUCAGAAGUUAAUCCCUCGCAAGGAAUUAGAAGAGUUCGUCAAGGGCUGGAACCCUUGGACGAUCAAGAAGGAACUGUUUCCCACCGCGCCGAAGAAAAACGACGGCAAGAAGCGCUCCUCAUCCUCCAAAGGAGCGAAGGAGCUCUACAACGACCCAAACCGCUGGAAAAUGGUCAUGAGGGGUUGCAACACCCUCGAGGCGGCAUACCGCCACAUGGCGGAUUAG
Molecule: messenger RNA, 1137 nt
Organism: Puccinia graminis f. sp. tritici CRL 75-36-700-3
Lineage: Eukaryota; Fungi; Basidiomycota; Pucciniomycetes; Pucciniales; Pucciniaceae
Exons: 4
Coding region: 1-1137 (378 amino acids)
Source: RefSeq, a predicted model, not a curated record